CGGCGGCUGAGUCAGGCGCGGGACCUGGGUGCGGCACCAUGGGACCCCUGAGCCGGGAAACCUGGGCCCAGCGCCUGGGCGCCUUCCGGGCCAGCCCGUCCGCCUUCAUGGCCGGUCCCGAGGGUGAGGAUCUGGGUCGUGACCUGUUGAGCGAACUGAGAAGUGAGAAGCUGAGCGAACAGACCAAGGUUUCCUUGCUGGCUCUGAGCCUGGAGUACCCAGCCCAGCUGUGGCCGGACGCCGCUGCAGCCGAGGCAGCCGCCACCUCGUUGUUGGACACCCUGGUCCUUCUGCCCCCACGGCCCUCAGCCCUGCGGCGGCCCCUGCUGCUGGCGGCCACCACAGCCCUGGCGGCUGGAGACGCGCUGGGCCCCACCUCGGGAGCCUCCCGCCGGCUCCUGCCACUACUUCUUGGCUUGGCUUCGGGCCGCGAUCUGGGGCGAGGCUUUGGCCCCGCCUCAGAGCUGCGCCCCCUGCAGGCCACGGCGUGUGAGUGCCUGCGGGAGCUGGAGAGCUGCAAGCCUGGGCUGCUGGGGGGCUGCCUGGGGCUGCUUCGGCGCCUGCUGGGGCGGGAAGGCCCGGUCCAGCCGCUCAGCCUGCUGCUGGCAGUCGCUCUGCGCAACGCCUUGGUGAUACGGGCCAAGGCCAAGGCCGGCCUGCAGGGCCUGCUUGUGGCUGGAGAUGCGCCCACCACAGGUGGUCCCUGGAACUGGGCACUAGCUGAGGAGGGGGAUGCCCACGAGCAGCCCCAGGCACCCAGCUGGCCGGCGGCCGCGGACGAGGAGUGUGGCCUUGCAGUGCUGGAGCCCAGUCCUGAGGAGGCCCGGGAGCUGCGGGCUGCUGUGGCCCAGCUUCUGGACUCCUCCUACCUACUCACUCCUGUGGCUCAGGCCCAGCUUCUGUGGCUGCUGGGCUGGGCUCUGCGGGGUCUCCGGGGACAGCCGCCAGUGCUCUUCAAGCCACAGUUGGUACGGCUGCUGGGCACGGCCCAGCUGGCGCUCCUGCAUGCCGUGCUGGCACUCAAGGCGGCCUUUGGCGAAGCCCUGUUCACAGCCCAGGAUGAGGCCUUGCUGCUCCGCAGGCUCACCUUGGCGGCCCAGCACCCCGCCCUGCCCCUACCCGCCCACCUCUUUUAUCUGCAUUGCCUGCUGAGCUUCCCUGAGAACUGCCCUCUAGGCCCUGCCGGGGAGGAGGCCGCCCCCCUGCUGCUGGGGCCCCGGCUGGGCCGUGGCCUCCUGCCCAGUCUCCUCCAUGACCCGAUGGCUCUCCUGGCCCGCCUGCACCUGCUGUGCCUGCUCUGUGCCGAAGAUGAAGAAAAGGAGGAGAAAGGCCAGGACUGGAGCCCCCAGCAUUACCUAGGGGAGCUGCUGGCUGGCCUGCGCCAGAGGGCAGCCUUGGAUGGGGGCCCCCAGGCCUUGGCUGCUCUCUGCUUCCAGGCCUCCUACCUGGUCGUUCGCUGCCUAGCCACGCAACCUCUGGUGCUGACGCCCUUGACCCACGGGCUGGCCGAGCUAUACCGAGCCCGGCCUGCACUGGCUCCCCAUUUUGUGGAUCUCUUGGAUAAGGUGGGCCCUGAGCUGGGAGAGCCCCUGAGAGUGGUGCUGCGGCAGGAGGUGGUGUCCAGACCCGGCAGAGACGAGGCCCUUCGUUGGCACCUGAAGAUACUGGCGAAAGUGGCCGAUGGGAAUGCUCCAAGUGCCACCCUAGGCUUCCUGCGAGCUGCGGCGGCCCACUGCACAGACUGGGGCCUCCAGCAGGCUCUGCUGCGGGUCUGCCGGACCUCGAUGCGGGUGGGCGUCGGAGAAGGCCUGGCCGACUUGCUGCAGGCAUUGGCCAGGCGGCUGGAGGACCCUGAUGGACGGGACCAUGCCCGGCUCUACUACAUCCUCCUGGCCCACCUGGCGGGGCCCAAGCUAGGGGUGGCCCUGGGCCCCUCUCUGGCCGCACCCGCACUGACGUCCUCGCUGGUGGCCGAGAACCAGGGCUUUGCCGCCGUGCUGAUGGUGCAGGAGGCCCCGGCCCCAAUUCGGCUGCGUGUGGGGCCCCGCAGAGCAGCGGGCCCGGGCCCGGUGCUGCAGCUCCAGGUGGAGGUGCUGGAGCCCGUGUUCUCUCUCGAGCUGCGCUUCCGCGUGCAAGGCCAGCUGUACGCGCCGCUGGACGCGGUCCACGUGCCCUGCCUGCGCCCGGGCCGCCCCUGCCGCCCUCUGCUCCUGCCGCUGCAGCCCCGGCUCCCAGCUCCCACGCAGCUGGGCGUGCGCGCCCUGUACGCCACCCCCGCCGGCCUCACGUGCCACGCCCACCUGCCGCCCGUGCCCGUGAACUUCGAGGACCUUUUCCUGCCUUUCCCCCAGGUCCCCGAGGACGGGGACAAGCAGGGCUUCUUUGAGGAGCUCUGGGACUCCUGCCUGCCAAAGGGAGCCGAGAGUCGCCUCUGGUGCUCUCUUGGGCCGCAGGGGCUGGAGGCCUUGGUGUCCCGCCACCUGGAGCCCUUUGUGGUGGUGGCCCAGCCUCCCACCAGCUACCAUGUAGCCAUCCGCCUGCCCCCAGACUCGAGGCUGCUGCUGCGACUGGAGGCGGCCCAGGCGGACGGAGUGCCUGUGGCCCUGCGCACGGACGACUGGGCUGUGCUGCCUCUGGCCGGGGAUUACCUCCGUGGGCUCUCAGCCGCUGGCUGAACCCGGAGGCUAGGCCAGACCCUGAGACGGUCUUGCUCAGGAGGGGCCCUGAGGGCCAGAACACAGUCCU
Molecule: messenger RNA, 2745 nt
Organism: Enhydra lutris kenyoni (northern sea otter)
Lineage: Eukaryota; Metazoa; Chordata; Mammalia; Carnivora; Mustelidae
Gene: AP5B1
Product: adaptor related protein complex 5 beta 1 subunit
Exons: 3
Coding region: 39-2675 (878 amino acids)
Biological process (GO): endosomal transport
Cellular component (GO): lysosomal membrane; AP-type membrane coat adaptor complex
Source: RefSeq, a predicted model, not a curated record